AUGGUUUUGAAUUCAACUCCUGAGAAAGUUCCAGAUAAGGAAAAGAGUCUUGUAGAUCGCUACGAAACGCUCCGUAAAUCUAUACGAAAUGACGAUGCAUCGGCUCAUAAAGGUGAAGCCGAUGCGAUCAUAGUGGAGCAUUUAACCGAAUUGGAACACAUAUAUGAGCUUGUUCGGCGCCAGCACAGUACAAAGAUACAUCUUAAGGACGCAGAGGUGUUCAUGGAUGCGUCGGAAAUUGCUGCCACAAACGCUAAGAAUAUCAAGUUUGGUGAUGUUGGAGCAUCGAUUAGCUCUGAUGAAAUGGCAGGAAAGCUAGACGAAUUCCUUCGCUUCGACCUAACUUCGGAACCAGAAACACCAGAGGAGACUUUCAAUACCCGCAAUUGGGCAAAGUUGGCUGCAUUGUACUACAGUACAAGUGGGAAGCCAAUGCUUGUAGAUUCGCUAUUUGGACCUUUGGAAACAGAAAGGAGGAAACCAACCGCUAGAACACGCAAUGUCGAUGAUAGCACGUCCACUAAUCUCACCACGGCAACGCAAUUACAGUCACUGGAUAUUGCCGGAGGGGAGGAGCAAAAUACGGCCCACAUGGUAAAGAGGGUCUAUCAAACGUUUCUCGAGAAAAAUAAUGGGUCGGAUAUCAAUUUCUUUACAUUUUUCAUCAAUCCCGACUCCUUUGCACAGUCGGUCGAAAACCUCUUCUUCACCAGUUUCCUCAUCAGAGAUGCUCGCUUGCGACUUUAUUUAAAGAACAACAUUCCCAUGUUGAGAAAAACCGAACCAGAUGAACAGUACGAAGCUCAGACAACAAAUUUGCAAGCUGGACAUUACAUCUCUACGUUGACAUACGGCUCAUGGCAAAGUGCUAUUGAGAAAUUUGAUGUAACUGAUCUGUUCUUGCCAGAUCGUGGAAAUUAA
Meyerozyma guilliermondii ATCC 6260 is the source of this 921-nucleotide messenger RNA. RefSeq names its product Smc5-Smc6 complex subunit. NCBI's taxonomy places the organism in Eukaryota, Fungi, Ascomycota, Pichiomycetes, Serinales, Debaryomycetaceae. Gene Ontology annotation, cellular component: Smc5-Smc6 complex; nucleus. The record is from RefSeq and is a predicted model, not a curated record. The coding region runs from base 1 to 921 and encodes 306 amino acids. Gene Ontology annotation, biological process: DNA repair. The transcript has a single exon.